Molecule: messenger RNA, 1090 nt
Organism: Sapajus apella (tufted capuchin)
Lineage: Eukaryota; Metazoa; Chordata; Mammalia; Primates; Cebidae
Product: olfactory receptor-like protein OLF3
Exons: 1
Coding region: 1-936 (311 amino acids)
Biological process (GO): G protein-coupled receptor signaling pathway
Cellular component (GO): membrane
Molecular function (GO): G protein-coupled receptor activity; olfactory receptor activity
Source: RefSeq, a predicted model, not a curated record
AUGGGUAGAGAAAACCAGACAAGGAUGCAUGAAUUCAUUCUGCUUGGAUUGUCCAGUGCCUGGGAGACUCAGGUCUUCCUCUUUGUCCUCUUCCUGGCCGUGUAUCUGGUGACUAUACUGGGGAACUUCCUCAUCCUCCUCCUUAUCAGGCUGGACAGCAGGCUCAAUACACCCAUGUACAUUUUCCUUGGUGUCCUGUCAUUUGUGGACAUCUGUUACACCAAUAGCACUGUCCCACAGAUGCUUGUUCACUUUCUGUCAGCCCGGAAGUCCAUCCCAUUCCACAGCUGUGUGCUCCAGCUGUGUGUCUCCCUGGCAAUGGGCAGUAUGGAGUUCUUCCUGCUGGGGGCCAUGGCCUAUGACCGCUACGUGGCUGUGUGCCACCCACUGCACUACACAGUCAUCAUGCAUGGGGGGCUGUGCCUGGGGCUGGUGGUCGGCUGCCUAGUGGCUGGUUUCAUGAAUUCCCUGAUGGAAACAAUCAUCACCUUCCAGCUUCCCCUGUGCCACAAUGUUAUUAAUCACUUUGCCUGUGAGACGUUAGCAGUGCUACGGCUCGCCUGUGUGGAUGCCGCCUUCAACAAGGUCAUGGUGGCUAUUUCAGGGUUUCUGGUGAUCCUGCUUCCCUGUUCCCUGGUCCUAUUCUCCUAUGCGCACAUAGUGGCUAUCACUCUUCACAUUCCUUCUGCCCAGGGACGCCGCAAAGCCUUUGGGACCUGUGCCUCGCACCUCACUGUGGUUUGCAUGUGCUUUGGGGCUACAAUGUUCACCUACAUGAGACCUGCGGGUGGCUCCUCUGUGGAACAGGAGAAGAUGGGUGCCCUCUUUUAUGCUGUCAUGACUCCAAUGCUUAAUCCUUUAAUCUACAGCCUCAGGAACAACGAUGUGCAGAGUGCCUUACAAAGAGCGUUGGAAAAAUUUAGUGAAAAAGGAUAAAGACUCAGUGAAUCUAUCCUCUCCUCCAGCAGUCCAAAGAAAGACAUUACAAACAAAGAAGAAAUAAUUGCUAUGCCUUUUCAUGUGUAUUCUUUGUUAAACAACUUCUAAAUACUUUUUAAUUUGUGUUGCUGUUAUAAAUGACAUUUUAUUU